UUAUGAAUAUACGCAACAACCGUAAUCGUCAGCCAUCCCCGUCUCCUUCUCCGCCUCGUUGUCAUCACCAGGCCCCUCCGGCCAUGGACCUUACCCAGCUCAUAGUCCAGUUUCAGAGAUUGAAUGCACCGACUUUCGUGGGGACUGAGAACCCCACAGCAGUACUGGAGUGGAUCAAGGAUCUGGAUAAGAUUUUCGCUGUGCUCCCCCUCCCGGACCGACAGCGUGUAUCUCUCGCAACUUAUCAGAUGAAGGAGGAUGCUUCUGACUGGUGGAUUGACCACUGGGCUUGGAGGCUAGAGGCGGAGCUUUAUGCUCUCACUUGGGAGCAGAUGAAGAUGAUGGUGCGUGGCAAGUUCCUUCCCCAGAGCUUUUACGAUAGGAUGGAGCAUGAGUUCUACCAUUUGAAGCAGGGCAGCUCCACCGUGGACGAGUAUAUUCGCACGUUCACCCGGAUAUGUCUUUUUGCGGGCGGCUCAGUGAACACCGAUACCAAGAAGGCCCGCAAGUUUCUCAAGAGGCUCAAUCAGAGGAUCCGUGAACUGGUGGGGAGUCACGGACUGAUGUCUUUUGCUGACACUGUGAGUCGGGCUCAGGAGGUAGAGAGUUCUCGGGCAAGAAAGGCAAAUUCCCACCGGGAUAACCGGAAGGGAAAGCGAGGAGGUCCAGACCGGCGCAAUCAUCCCUCUUUUGGCAACCGAACCUGCAAUAAAUGUGGCAAGUACCAUAGUGGCGAGUGCUUAGCUGACCAACGAACCUGUUUUAAUUGGAACCGUCCGGGCCACUAUGCCAGUGUCUGUCCUGAGUCUAGGAAGCAACAACAGUUCCCUCGGCAGCAGCAGCAGCACUUUCCCCAACAGCAGCUUCCCCCACCGCCAUCACAUCAGCAACAGCAGCCCCCACCGUUCCAGCAGAGGACUGGAGGUCAGGCCCGUGCCUAUACCAUUACCCACGAUGAGGCCGCCCGCAACACAGGUACUAUGCCUGGAAUGCUUUCUAUUACCAACGUGCCUGUCUUUGCAUUGUGUGAUACCGGUGCUACCCAUUCUUUUAUCUCUUCUCGUUGCUUGGAGGCCCUAUCUAUUAGUACUGUGAUUUCUUGUGAUCCUCUCGAGGUUAGCCUAGCGUCGGGAAAAGUUAUUAUCUCUGAUUCGGUGAUUCGCAACCUUCCUAUUUGUAUUGGUGGUCGAGUUUUGGAGGCCGACGUGAAUGUUAUUGAAAUGCGAGAAUUUGACGUGAUCUUGGGCAUGGACUGGCUCACUCGUUAUCGAGCCGAUAUUCG
Molecule: messenger RNA, 1282 nt
Organism: Striga hermonthica
Lineage: Eukaryota; Viridiplantae; Streptophyta; Magnoliopsida; Lamiales; Orobanchaceae
Source: the annotation of a GenBank genome assembly